CUCUUUUCUCAAGGCCUGCCUCCUUCAAACUACCUUCGGUUCCUUCCCGACUACAAGUCAUUUCCAUUUCUUUCCCGGCAAUCUCACUGAGCAGUUCUUCAAUCUCUGCAAUACAUUCUCAACUGGUUAGCAAUCGUUCUUCAAUUUUGUAUUCUUCUUCGUUUCUUCAUAUUGGAUUUCGUACUUGCAAAAAAAAAAUAGGUUCCUUCUAUCUGGAAACAACAGUACCACGGCUGGUGAAAUAUUGGUCUUUUCGAGAGCAUUGAAGGGGAAGGUCAUUAAAAUGACAUAAGAUUUUCUCACAAGUUGUAUAUCCAUGGAGAGUUCAUCUGUGUUAAUUGGAUCCAAGGGCCUAAUAAGGAAACAUGAGUUUGUUAGGAUCAUAAUUCAAUGCUUAUAUUCAUUUGGUUACCAAAAAUCUGCACUAAGUUUGGAAUCCGAGUCUGGAAUUUCAUACAAAUCUAAUGAUUUCAAGUUGUUGGAGUCUCAAAUUUUCAGUGGUAAUUGGUAUGGUUGCAUUGACACAAUAAGUGGCAUCAAGGAUUUAACUGAUGAAGUAAGAGUUUCCGCCCUGUUUCUUGUUCUAAAACAUUGUUUGCUUGAGUAUUCUAACUGUGGGGAUGAUGCAUCGGCACUAGCUAUGUUGCGUAAAGAAGCUCCAAUGUUCCAUUUUAGUAGAGACAAAAUCCACAAGCUUGCUUACAGCAUAUUUACUUCUAAGAACAUGAAUUUGGAUUAUUCAAAUGACAGUGUCAUUCAUGAAUUAAGGAAAAAGUUAUUGCGAGAUUUGGAAAAAGCUCUUCCUCCACCUACUUGUUUGCCAGACAGGAGGUUGGAGCAACUGGUUGAAACCACCGUAGUGGCACAGAUUGAUUCAUGUAUGUAUCAUAAUUUUUCAGGUGCAGUUUCAAUCUAUGAGGACCACUGCUGUGGCAGGGAUCAAAUACCAACAGAAACAAUUCAGAUUUUGGCAGAACAUAAGAAUGAGGUUUGGUAUGUUCAAUUUUCUAAUAAUGGAGAAUACUUGGCCUCUUCAUCCAGUGAUUGCUCAGCUAUUAUAUGGAAGGUUUUGGAAGAUGGUAAACUGACACUGAGACACAUACUUAGAAGCCACCAAAGUCAAGUCUCCUUUGUAGCAUGGAGCCCUGAUGAUACAAAGUUGCUCACAUGUGGACAUGCCGAGGUCCUCAAGUUAUGGGACGUUGAAACAGGUACCUGCAAGCACACAUUUGAAGAUCAUGGCUUUAUUGUCAGCUCGUGCGCCUGGUUUCCAGAUUCAAAGAGACUUGUUUGUGGCAGUGCUGACCCUGAGAAGGGUAUCCACUUGUGGGACUGUGAUGGAAACGAGAUAAAGGCCUGGAGGGGUACAAGGAUGCCUAAGAUACUGGAUCUUGCGGUGACCCCCAAUGGAGAAAAUCUUAUAAGCAUUUUUUCGGAUAAAGAAAUCCGUAUUCUUAAUCUGGAGUCGAAUGCCGAAAGAGUCAUAGCGGAGGAGCACUCCAUCUCAUCAUUAUCAAUCUCAGUAGAUGGCAAGUUUUUCAUUGUCAACCUCAACAACCAGGAGAUACACAUGUGGGAUGUUGCAGGGGAGUGGCAGCAACCGCUGAAGUACACCGGGCACCAACAGAAUAAGUAUGUAAUUCGGUCCUGCUUCGGUGGCGUGAAUAGCGCGUUUAUCGCCAGUGGUAGUGAAAAUUCAGAGGUCUACAUCUGGAGCAGGCAAAGCAGUAAGCCAAUCGAAGUUUUGUCUGGACAUUCAACAACUGUCAACUGUGUCAGCUGGAACCCGAAAAGGCCGAAAAUGUUGGCAUCGGCGAGUGAUGAUCAGACAAUACGUAUCUGGGGACCGGCAUCAUCUAAGAACAUCAAGCCUGGACAAAGUUCAUGAAACAACUGGGUAAAAAUCUCUAAAUUCGUGCAGUUAAAAUAUCCAUAGCUUAUGUUCUUUCCUGGAUUGUAUUAUCAUCAUCUUCUAUCUGUAUAUUUCGGUUGUCAUCCUUCAAAAUUUUGGCAUUUAAGCUUCUUCUUGUACAAUCCAUCUCGUGUGUUCUCUGUUACUGUCAAUUCAUUUUUGAGGAACAUAGACCACUAGAAUUUGUUCCAUAGCAAUGGAGAUUUUGCACGCCUUUGAUAGA
Messenger RNA from Cucurbita moschata (crookneck pumpkin), 2135 nucleotides. RefSeq names its product WD repeat-containing protein WDS homolog. Bases 317 to 1888 code for a protein of 523 amino acids. Lineage: Eukaryota; Viridiplantae; Streptophyta; Magnoliopsida; Cucurbitales; Cucurbitaceae. Gene Ontology annotation, molecular function: protein binding. The transcript is spliced from 5 exons. The record is from RefSeq and is a predicted model, not a curated record.